Messenger RNA from Apis cerana (Asiatic honeybee), 1928 nucleotides. It is a transcript of the gene dare, whose product is annotated as NADPH:adrenodoxin oxidoreductase, mitochondrial. Lineage: Eukaryota; Metazoa; Arthropoda; Insecta; Hymenoptera; Apidae. The record is from RefSeq and is a predicted model, not a curated record. Gene Ontology annotation, molecular function: oxidoreductase activity.
UGGCGCUGAUUUCAAUAUUUUUACCUUAUUACUGUCCUUCUCCUACUACAUGCUUAUAAAUCGUAUAAUUUUAUUUAUCAAUAAAUCAAAUCUAUACGUGUAUGAUUAUUUCAAAUAUCGAUUAAGUUAUAUUGUAAAAAAAAAAUAGUGCUUAUAUUAUACGAAUUUUAGAAUGUAUAUUCAUAGUUUUUACGAAAUAAAAUAAUAUAAUUUUUUGUCAAUUUUUAUUAACUUAAAACAAAAUAUUAUAUUUAUUAUCAUAUUAUAAAAAGAUUAAUACAAAUUUCUAUUAUGAAAUUUAAUAAAAUGUACAAAUAUGUUCGUUUAUUUUCAACUGAACAUAUCGUACCAAGAGUGUGUAUUAUUGGUGCGGGACCAGCAGGAUUUUAUACCGCGCAACAAUUAUUAAAAACAAUUAAUAAUGUAAGAGUGGAUUUAUUGGAAAAAUUACCAGUGCCAUAUGGUUUAGUACGUUUUGGUGUAGCUCCAGAUCAUCCAGAAGUGAAGAAUGUUAUUCAUACAUUUGAAAAAACUGCAUCUAAUCCACGUUUUCGGUUUAUAGGGAAUGUUAAUAUAGGAAAAGAUAUUACCAUAAAAGAAUUACAAGAAAUUUAUCAUGUAGUUGUAUUAGCAUAUGGUGCAGAAGAAGAUAAAACAUUAAAUAUACCUGGAGAAAAUUUAAAUAAUGUAAUAUCAGGAAAACGAUUUGUUGGUUGGUAUAAUGGAGUACCUGCAGAUAGUAAUUUGAAUAUUAAUUUAGAUGUAGAAGAAGCCGUUAUAUUAGGACAAGGUAAUGUUGCUAUAGAUAUUGCAAGAAUUUUAUUAACACCAAUUGAUAAGUUAAAGAAUACUGAUAUAACAUCACAUUCUUUAGAAAAAUUGUCAAAGAGUAAAGUACGUAAAGUAUCAUUAAUAGGAAGAAGGGGACCAUUACAAGCAGCAUUUACAAUUGCUGAAUUACGAGAAAUAUUAAAAUUAAGUAAUUGUGAGACUUAUUGGCGUAAAGAUGAUUUUAUAAAUGUAAAACAAGUAGUUAAUACUUUAACAAGACCACGAAAAAGAUUAACUGAACUUAUGCUAGAAUAUUUAGAAAAAAUACCUUUAGAUACAAGAACAAAAGAAUUAUAUAUAUUAUUUUUAAGAAGUCCUGUGAAAUUGUUAGGUUCUAGCAACAUAAAUGGAGUUAAAUUGUCAAUAAAUAAACUUGAAGGUAAUGAUAUAUCUUCACAACUUGCUAUACCUACUGGAUUAUUUGAAGAAAUUGAAUGUGGCCUAGCAUUUCGCAGUAUUGGUUAUAAAUCUAUUCCAAUAGAUGUAUCAAUACCAUUUGAUAAAAAGAUUGGUCGCAUUAAAAAUAUAGCUGGAAAAGUCCAAGAAAAUCUUUAUGCUGCAGGUUGGGUUGCAACAGGUCCAAUAGGAGUUAUAUUAUCAACAAUGACGAAUGCAUUUCAAGUUGGUACAUUAAUAAAUAGAGAAUUAUCAAUUACAGAAAACAAGUCAGGUUUUGCAGGUUUGUCGAAAAUACUUGAUCAUAAAGGAGUACCUACAGUAUCAUAUAAUGAUUGGAAAAAAAUUGAUAAAGUUGAAUGUGAAAGAGGAAAAAUAUUAGGAAAACCAAGAGAAAAAAUAAUUGAUAUUAAUGAAAUGCUAAAAAUUGCAUUAAAAUGAUAUAAGUAUAAAAAAUAAAUAAAUACUAAACUUUUUUUAUUUUUCAAUAAUUCAUCAUAUAUGAUUAUUAAUAAAAUAAUUUUAAAUUAUAAAAAAUUUAUAUCUAAUUUAAUAUUCUUCAAUAUAAGUAUCUAUUUAAAAUCUAAUAAGUAUCUAAUUCAUUUUAAUUAUAAGCAAUAUUAUAAUUACUAUAUAUUUAUAUUAUAAAUAUAUUUUUGACAAAAAUAUUUAAAAUAAAUAAAUUUUUAUUUUAAAUAAAA